AUGGAAACGAUUAAUAAUGAUGAUAGAGGCCAAGUGCCUUUAUCAGAAGUGGGAUUUGCAGGACAAAGAUCUGAAGAGAAUAUGCAAAGUAAUAAAGCGUCGACGUCAUCGCAGGAACCCAGCUUUCUACAGAAUAUGGAAAUGUUACUAACUAGAUUAUUAGCGGCUACUCAUGCGCAACCUACGAGUAAUCCUCCGAUACAAUUGAUUCAGUUUGACCCUGAUUGUGUGGAUGCGGACAUAGAAGGUCGCUUUACGGGAGCAUGUCACCGUUGCGGUGUGCCAGGACAUAGAGCUAUUGACUGCCGUAAAAAGCGCGAAGACCCUAGUUCCGUAGAAAAGACACCAAGCCAAUCGUUUAGAAUACCUGAUAAGACGCGAGUGAUUACGUGCUAUGUAUGUGGACAGUCGGGGCACCUCGCGUCAACAUGCCCAGAAAGAAAAGGAGGGAGCAGCGCACAGAUAGUCAAGGAGGUCAACAUCUGCGAGCGCAAAUCAUCGAUGAGCACGUUAACUACAUCAUCUGGUGAGCCCGUUUCAUUUCUUUUUGAUAGUGGAUCUGCUUGUUCGUUAGUCACAUGUAGCUUUUCUAAAAAGUUUUCGGGUACGAUUGAAAAUAAUUUGGUAUAUUUAACAGGAAUAGGUAGAGAAAAUGUAAAAUGUAAUUCACAAGUUCUUAGUUCCAUCAAUGUACAAGGUAUU
Molecule: messenger RNA, 702 nt
Organism: Brenthis ino (lesser marbled fritillary)
Lineage: Eukaryota; Metazoa; Arthropoda; Insecta; Lepidoptera; Nymphalidae
Source: the annotation of a GenBank genome assembly